Molecule: messenger RNA, 2844 nt
Organism: Candidula unifasciata
Lineage: Eukaryota; Metazoa; Mollusca; Gastropoda; Stylommatophora; Geomitridae
Source: the annotation of a GenBank genome assembly
AUGUCUAAAUUUUUGCAAAAUGUGUUUAUUUAUGACUUUUAUGUGUUUAAUCGGCGUUCGGUUUCAUGCCGUGCUGACAUUAAGCAGCAGAUAAAGAGUGAGAUAACUGAACUUCAGUCAAAGUUCCCAGAUUUUUUACCUGGACUUGCAAUUGUUCAGGUUGGCAACAGAGAGGAUUCUAAUGUGUACAUUGGUCAGAAACUGAAAUCGGCAGAGGAAGUAGGUGUUCGUGCAGAGCAUAUUAAACUUCCUCGUUCUUCAACUCAGUAUGAGGUGUUGGCUUGUAUUGAUAGACUUAAUAAUGACACCUCCGUUCAUGGUAUUAUUGUUCAGCUGCCCCUGGACAGUGAAAAUCCAAUUGAUGCACAUUGUGUCACUAAUGCCAUACUGCAAAGCAAGGAUGUUGAUGGUUUACACCAGGACAAUGCUGGCCGUCUUUCUCGAGGUGACCUUGACUCUUGCAUCCUUCCUUGCACUCCCAGGGGAUGCAUGGAACUCAUCAAGAGAACAGGGGUAGAUGUCAAGGGCAAGCAAGCUGUUGUUCUUGGCCGCAGUAAGAUUGUUGGAGCUCCAAUGUCAGAUCUGCUUCUCUGGAACCAUGCCACUGUCACUGUCUGCCAUUCUCGAACAGCAGACCUGAAGGCUGAGGUCUCUAGGGCAGAUAUUCUCGUUGUUGGCAUUGGACAAGCAGAACUUGUCAAAGGUGACUGGAUCAAACCAGGAGCAAUUGUAAUAGACUGUGGAAUUAACUCCUUACCAGAUGCCACCAAGAAAAGUGGAUAUCGGCUUGUGGGAGACGUUCAUUAUCCUUCAGCCAAAGAGGUGGCCUCUUGGAUAACACCGGUGCCUGGUGGUGUUGGACCGAUGACCGUGGCCAUGUUGCUGAGAAACACUUUGGACCAAGCAAAAAAGAUCCAUGAGAAAAUUGCGGUGGUUAGACCUUGGGACAUUCAGUAUUUGUCUCUGGAUUUGAAAGAUCUUGUGCCAAGCGAUAUUGAAAUUGCCAAAUCUCAAGUUCCAAAGGACAUUUCUGUGCUAGCCAGUGAAAUCAGUCUGUUGACAGAUGAGGUUGAUCUGUAUGGCAAGAAAAAGGCCAAGAUCUCACUGAAAGUUCUGCAGAGAUUACAGUCUCAAAAGGAUGGAAAGUACAUUGUUGUCACAGGCAUUACCCCAACACCUUUGGGUGAAGGUAAAAGCACAACAGUAGUCGGACUUACCCAGGCUCUUGGUGCACAACUGAAAAAGAAUGUGUUUGCCUGUGUUAGGCAACCCUCGCAAGGACCUACAUUUGGCAUCAAAGGUGGAGCAGCAGGGGGAGGCUACUCUCAAGUCAUCCCCAUGGAAGAAUUCAAUCUUCAUCUGACUGGAGAUUUACAUGCUAUCACCGCUGCCAACAAUCUCCUCGCUGCUGCUUUGGAGGCUCGGAUGUUUCAUGAGGCAACCCAGAGUGACAAGGCCCUUUUUAAGAGAUUGGUUGCUACUAACAAAGGCGUUCAAGAAUUCUGUCCUAUUCAGAUAAGACGACUAAAUAAACUGGGGAUCACAAAGACCAAUCCAGCAGACUUUACUGAUGAUGAGAUCAGGCAGUUUGCCCGCUUGGACAUUGACAAAAGCACAAUCACCUGGAACAGAGUUUUAGACACAAAUGAUCGAUUCCUGCGAAAGAUCACCGUUGGAGAAGGACCUCAAGAAAAAGGGCACGAGAGACAGACACAGUUUGACAUAACUGUAGCCAGUGAGAUCAUGGCUGUGCUGGCUCUGACAACGAGUCUUCAUGACAUGCGAGAGAGGCUUGGUAGAAUGGUUGUGGCAAGUAGCAAGAGUGGAGACCCUAUCACUGCAGAUGACUUGGGUGUUGGAGGAGCAUUGACAGUCCUUAUGAAAGAUGCAAUUAUGCCAAGUCUAAUGCAGACUCUUGAGGGCACGCCAGUUUUUGUCCAUGCAGGACCAUUUGCAAAUAUUGCCCAUGGCAACUCUUCCAUCCUGGCAGAUAAAAUAGCCCUGAAAUUGGUGGGAGAGGAUGGUUAUGUAGUCACAGAAGCGGGCUUUGGUGCUGACAUCGGCAUGGAGAAAUUCUUCGACAUCAAAUGCCGUUAUUCUGGACUUAUUCCAAAUGCUGCAGUUUUGGUAGCAACUAUCCGGGCUCUCAAGAUGCACGGAGGAGGCCCGGCAGUCGUUGCUGGAGUACCUUUGCCGAAGGAAUACUCAGAAGAGAAUUUGACCUUGGUGGAGCAGGGCUGCAGCAAUCUAAUCAAGCAAAUUCAAAAUGCCAACAUAUUCGGGGUGCCAGUGGUUGUAGUGAUCAAUGCUUUUUCGAAGGAUACUAAUGCUGAAAUAGAGCUUGUGCAGCAAAUUUCUCGGGAGAAUGGUGCAUUUGAUGCUGUUGUUAGCAACCACUGGGCACAAGGAGGACAGGGUGCUGUUGCUUUGGCAGAAGCGGUUGUGCGUGCUACUCAGCAGCCCAGCAAUUUCAGAUUCUUGUAUGAUGUGAAGGAAAGCAUUGAAGCCAAGAUUGAAAAAAUUGCUACAGAAAUCUAUGGAGCUGAUGGAAUUGAAUUAGAGCCACUAGCAAGAGAACAGAUUGAGCGUUACAAGAGACAGGGCUUCAACGACUUGCCCAUCUGCAUGGCCAAGACACACCUGUCCUUGUCCCAUAAGCCUGAACUGAAGGGUGCCCCUAAAGGUUUCACUCUCCCUAUCAGGGAAGCCAGAGCAAGUAUUGGAGCUGGAUUCAUUUAUCCUCUGAUUGGAAGUAUGAGUACAAUGCCAGGCCUUCCCACCCGCCCCUGUUUCUAUGACAUUGACAUCAACCCAGACACAGAAGAAAUCCUAGGAUUAUCAUAA